CCGAAUACUACUCGUAGCCCGAAAUUUUUCGUUCUGGUGAUUUUCUUGGCGAGUCAUACCAUCCUUUCCGUGCGGAGAAUUUUGCGUUUCGUUUCGAAACGAAAGUAAAGAGCGAAAAAAAUAGUGUGCUGUGAUGCUAAAGAACGCGGUAACUCUGGUGACUGGUGGCGCCUCCGGCCUGGGCCGUGCAACGGUGGAACGCUUCGCACGGACUGGAAGUAAAGUCCUGCUGUGUGAUUUGCCCACUUCCAAGGGUGGCGAUGUCGCGAAGGAGCUGGGCGACAAUGUUGUCUUCGUUCCGGUCGACGUACUCUCCGAGACGGAUGUCACCGGCGCGCUGGAGGUGGCCAAGAGCAAAUUCGGUCGGCUGGAUGUCGCGGUGAACUGCGCGGGCAUUGCGGUCGCCAUUAAAACCUACAACUUCAACAAGAAGGUGGCCCACAGCCUGGAGGAUUUUCAGCGCGUUCUGCUGGUCAACACGGCUGGAUCGUUCAAUGUGAUCCGUCUGUCGGCGGGACUGAUCGGCGAGAACGAACCCAACAAGGACGGACAGCGAGGUGUGAUCGUGAAUACCGCAUCGGUUGCGGCGUUCGAUGGACAAAUCGGUCAGGCCGCCUACGCGGCCUCCAAAGCAGCCGUUGUUGGAAUGACGCUCCCGAUCGCUAGGGAUCUCAGCACGCAAGGGAUUCGUAUCUGCACCGUUGCCCCAGGGCUGUUUAACACUCCGAUGUUGCAGGCUUUGCCGGAGAAAGUUCGUGCCUUCCUGGCGAAAACUGUGCCGUUUCCACAGCGGCUCGGAGAUCCGUCGGAGUACGCGCAGCUGGUGGAAUCGAUCGUUGAAAAUCCGAUGCUCAACGGGGAGGUUAUCCGGCUGGACGGAGCACUGCGUAUGAUGCCUUAGGCAACUUAGUCUUUGACGAGACUAUGUAAAUCGCGAAAAUCAGUUAUGCAUUUAUAAGAGAGGGGACACUCGUAAAACGAUGUGACCUUUUAUUGUGGACACCACGCGAAACGUGUUUAUAUAUUUUCAACCUCAGGAUGUUAUUUUUGGAAUAAAGUUUUUCAAUGGUGUGUUUUCAACAAAAAUAAG
Molecule: messenger RNA, 1090 nt
Organism: Toxorhynchites rutilus septentrionalis
Lineage: Eukaryota; Metazoa; Arthropoda; Insecta; Diptera; Culicidae
Gene: scu
Product: 3-hydroxyacyl-CoA dehydrogenase type-2
Exons: 3
Coding region: 134-901 (255 amino acids)
Biological process (GO): androgen metabolic process; estrogen metabolic process; fatty acid metabolic process
Cellular component (GO): mitochondrion
Molecular function (GO): estradiol 17-beta-dehydrogenase [NAD(P)+] activity
Source: RefSeq, a predicted model, not a curated record